This is a messenger RNA of Anopheles coluzzii, 6341 nucleotides long. It is a transcript of the gene Cka, whose product is annotated as striatin-3. Lineage: Eukaryota; Metazoa; Arthropoda; Insecta; Diptera; Culicidae. The transcript is spliced from 7 exons. Gene Ontology annotation, molecular function: protein binding. The record is from RefSeq and is a predicted model, not a curated record. The coding region runs from base 1115 to 3400 and encodes 761 amino acids.
CACCCGUGCGCGUAGUGCGGGUUGCGUGGCAAGUGCGUGAUUUUUUGGUCGAGAGAAGAGCGUAUGUUACGUCGACUUACCUAUAUGUGUGUGUGUGUGUAUGUGUGUGAUUGUAGUGGUCAGGUCAGGUGGGCGAAUAUUGUAGAACGCAAAGAGAGAAAGAGAGAAAAAGACGGUAAAAGAGAUGUCAUAAGAAACACUCGAAACCCGCUGAACCAUGGCAACGGGUGCUAAUUGAAGCUAUCUUUGCAGGGCGUGAAUUGUAAGAGCUUCAUCGUCGUCGUGUGCUGAGUGGCGGUGUCGAGUGGUGUGCCCCCUCACACGCGGGGAGGAAACAAUCGGAGGAACGUUUGUGCACAGUGUAUUUUUCACGGCAGUAGGUGAAUUUUCGCCCACAGGUGUGUCGCGCGGUGUGCGUUUGUGUAUGUCCUGAAGGUGCACGUGGGGUGUAUCAGUGGCACACACACACAAAAAAAGGCGAAAAAGGCUCGGUUUUUUCCACUCGCUGUAACAACACACAACCCAUCCGAGUGAGCGGAUCCGCCACUCACCCGAGCGAGAGCGAGUGAGAAGUGAAAGAACGCAGUUGUUCUCUCUUGUUCGUGCCGGUGCGUGCGUGCGUGCGUGUCAGUUCUGUGCGUGUAUCUGUGUGUGUGUGUGUGUGUUCUAGGGUGUACGUAGUGUGCGCAAUAGUGAGCAAGUGUGUUCGAUCGUCCACUUGUGCGUGAUUACGAUACACAUUGAAAGCUUUGCAGGAGCAAGAAGAGUGUGUUUGUACGCGUUUAAAAGCCGGUUUAAAGUGUGCUUUUGUUUUAAUGUGUUAAUUGUGGUGAUAAUUUGUGUGUUCGUUCUUUUUUUUUAUUCCUAAAAAGUUUCAAAAAGUAAAGCAAACCUCAUUUCAACAACAACAACAAAAUACUUAUUCCAACGACACAUAAAAGGUGCUGCAAAAGUUGUGUAAAAGUGCCCAGUGAGUUGAAGCGAAUUCGCGAAACACACGCUUCCCGUGCGUGUGAUACAGCGCUUCUCCCAUUCCACCCACAAACCACCCACCGUCGUCGUCGUCGUAUAGGUUCUUCUUUUCUUUGUUUCUCCGGCGAAUGGUGGACAUGUCAUGAGAAUUAAUCGUAUCGAAGAUAGAAUGGAUGACAACAGUUCGCUCGGUCACCAGAACGGUGGCGGAAGUGCAGUUGGCCAGCUGGGCGGUAUCGGCGGUGGUGCGGGCGGUGGCCAGGGCGGCGGAACCGGCGGGCUCGGUGACAUGUCGGGCGGUGGUGGGGCCGGCAGCGGCCUAGUCGGCAAGGGUGGCGCGGGCGGCGGCGGCGGCAUGGUCGGGGCCGGCCAGUGCGACGAUCAGAACAACAAAACGCCGACCCAGUACUCGAUCCCGGGCAUACUGCACUUCAUCCAGCACGAGUGGGCCCGGUUCGAGCUGGAGCGUUCGCAGUGGGACGUGGAUCGUGCGGAGCUGCAGGCAAAGAUUGCUGUACUGGUGGGCGAACGCAAGGGUCAGGAAUCCCUCAAAUCCGACCUGAUCCGGCGCAUCAAGAUGCUGGAGUACGCACUGAAGCAGGAGCGCGCCAAGUUUCAUCGACUAAAGUACGGCGUCGACCCACCGAUGAACGAUAUCAAACCGCCAACCGAUGAGCCGGGCAUUGGAACAGAAGUAGCUCCCGAUCCGGAGGUACCGUACAGUUCCGUGUCGAACAUUACCUGGCGGCAGGGCCGGCUGCUGCUGCGCCAGUAUCUGCAGGAGAUUGGCUACACCGACACAAUCCUGGACAUACGCUCGAACCGGGUGCGGUCGCUGCUGGGGCUGAACAACAACAGCGAGCAGGAGGAGAAUGUCAAUCCGAACGUGAACGGCGGUACGGAAUCGAACAAGCGUGCCAGCGAGUCGCAAGGACGCCGAACUCCGGCCAAAAAACCAUCCUCCGUCACGGAAGCGAUGAUACUCGACUCGGAGGCGGCGGUCAUCGCGAACUUCGAGUUUCUGGCCCGGGAGGAUGUGGAGAUGUCGGACGACGACGACGUGUCGGACGAGAUCGAUGUGGUUGGGGACAGCGAGGACACGGACAUGAAAACGACCAAACGGAAAGCCAAAGGAAGCACUUUGAAUGACGAUAUGGAUGCGGAGGCGGAUGAAGUAAUCAAUGAGUUAAAUCCAUUAACAGAAGGUGAGGAUGUUAUUAUGGCGCAGGACAAAGGUAGCAUUAGCGAGGUGGACGUCGCCGGAGAUGAUCUUUAUGGCGGAUACAAUAAAACGGGCAUGCCGCGCCAUCCGACGAUACCGGGCAUCGGCAACGACGAGGAGGUCGACUCGUCGCUCGGCGAGCUGGCCCAGCUGACGGUGAACAACGAGACGGAGUCCGGGUACGACGUGUCCAACUCGAAGGAGCCAUACCGCAAAACGUGGAACGCCAAGUACACGCUCCGCUCGCACUUUGACGGCGUGCGGGCGCUCGCGUUCCACCCGCAGGAACCGGUCCUGAUCACUGCCUCCGAGGACCACACGCUCAAGCUGUGGAAUCUGCAGAAAACGGUGCCAGCGAAAAAGUCUGCUAGUCUCGACGUGGAGCCCCUGUACACGUUCCGCUCGCACAGCGGCCCGGUGCUGUGUCUGGCCAUGUCCGCCACCGGCGAACAGUGCUACUCGGGCGGGCUGGACGGUGCGAUCAACUGCUGGAAUCUGCCGAGCUCGAACAUCGACCCGUACGACAGCUACGAUCCGGAGGUGAUGCGCUGCACGAUCGACGGCCACACGGACGCGGUCUGGGGGCUGGCGGUGAACCACGCGAAGAACACGCUCGUCUCCUGCUCGGCCGACGGGACGGUGAAGCUGUGGUCACCGUCGGGCAAGAUACCGACCAACAGCACCACCUUCACGUCGGAAACGGAGGGCGUCCCGACGUCGGUCGACUUCGUGAAGGACCAGAUCGACCGCAUCGUGGUCGCGUACAGCAGCACGCACUGCAUCAUCUACGACACGGAGACGGGCAAGCAGGUGGUGAAGCUCGAGGCGAGCCAGGAGAUGACCGGCAAUCUCGGCAAGCACAUCAACAAGGUGAUCAGCCACCCGACGCUGCCGGUUACGAUUACCGCGCACGAGGACCGGCACAUCCGGUUCUGGGACAAUGGGACCGGCUCGCUGGUGCACUCGAUGGUGGCCCACCUGGACGCGGUCACCAGCCUGGCGAUCGAUGCGCACGGGCUGUACCUGCUGUCCGGCUCGCACGACUGCUCGAUCCGGCUGUGGCACAUGGACAACAAAACGUGCGUGCAGGAGAUCACGGCGCAUCGGAAAAAGUUCGACGAAAGCAUACUGGACGUCGCCUUUCAUCCGUCGAAACCGUUCAUUGCCAGUGCUGGCGCUGACGCCAUAGCGAAGGUGUUCGUUUAAUAUCUCCCCUGCACACUCACCUGGGGACCAGCACCACCACCACCACCACCCGGACGCGUAUUGUCGUCGUCGUCGUCAUUGUGAGCAAAGCCAGAGGCGCGUGUGCGGCGGUGGUAUUAUUAGAGCCUGGGGGAGCGUUCAAAGGAGGGGGAUGGGCAAAUCCGUAAGACUAGCGCGCGCCCGUGCGGUCGCUUUAUGUGUGUGCGUGUAUGUUUAGUUUUUAAAAUCAUACUUCUGAUAUAGUUAUAUACACAGUACUAAAAAAAUGUUUGUUUUAUCCCAAAUUAGACAACGGACGAGCGAAAAACACAUACAGACAGGCACACACACACAUACACACAUACAUAUAUACACAUUUACAACACUAACUGCUAACAACGGUGUGGACAAACGGUAAAAGUAGAGAAGGUUCUACGCUACGUUGUUAAAUAGUAUCGAAAAGUCGAAACAAACUAUUACAGCUAAUCAAAUACGAGCAGAAGUAACAGACGAACAGUUAGAUAAUGUUAUGAGUGUACGUGUGUGUGCGUGCGUGUAUGUUUGUAUAACGCUUGUGGCACGUAAAUUGAUAAGAGAGAUGCGCACGUUAAAUCCUACUCUAUAUACGCCUUGAGAGGCGCACUAAAAGCGUUUUGUAUCGAACGAAUGACGCGGAAAGGAUGAUAGACGAGUAAUUCUAGUAACGAUACAUUUAGCAAUUUCAUACUCACAAACACACAGACAGACAGCAGACGCAGUCCCGAUCCCGACAUGCAAGUAUGAAUUUGUUUGGGCGGGGUUUGCGAGUAUUACGUGAAUUUUUUGUUUUCGGGAAAUCAGUCAUGGAAUGACAUGCGUGAGGGGGAUGCAUAAUUAGCAAAAGUUGCACUUGCUGCAUCCGCUUGGUGUGAGAUUAUUUCCUAUUUUCUCAUAACUUUUAUGAUUUUCGACCUUGGAAUGUGUAAAUAACACAAUAGUCUUUCGUGUGUUUUUUUUCUCUGUGUAACUUUGCAUUUCAAAAACCCCCUAAACAAACAAAAAAUGUGGGCAAAUGCUGGCAAAUGUAACUCGUGUAAAGACGCCUUUUAUUUUACCCUUGCUUGGACUGUGUCCAGCUAAUCACUGUUGCAAAUGGACUAAUUUGGCCUGCAAAACACAACCGUGUGUGUAAAUGGUUUAUUUUUUAAAAAUCAUUUCAAAAUGAUCACUUAUCACCGCACCCCAAAUCAUCAGUACUAUGAUAAUUAAGCUGCUCAUCGUGACGAUGGUUAAUUAUCUCACUGUCCCCCUUUUUUUGACGUUUGUUUUAAUGAAACGAAGCUGAAAACGGUUCAGAACAAUGUGCGCAACCCAUUCUCAUUUUAGUUGAUUGUGCUGCUUUUCCUACUUCCGAUCAGACCGAUGUAGUUGCAAUAAUUCAAACAAAAAAAUAUAUGCACACACACACACACACACACACACACACACACACACACACACAUUCACACACAUCUCACACUUCCUCCUUACUCUCUCAUACAAGCGAAAAUUAGAAUAAACAAACAGUAAAUAGUAAAAAAAAUACGCAAACGAAUCAGAAUUUGGUGGGGAUGGAUGAUGGUGGUAAAACAUUACAUGCACCUCGACAUAAUUUACCCGGCAUACCGGCAUACCACGAGAACGAGAAUAUACGAGUGUGCGGGUAUUGACAGGAAGCACUUACGGGAAAGCUGCGAAACGAGGUGUAGUAGUGGGUUGGUAGUGGAAAGAGUACAACAGUGGACAAAUGACAACACUGCUCGAUCGAGGUUCGGUUCAAGGAUCGGUUGAUCGUAUAAAGGGGGGGGGGGGGGGGGGGGGGGGUGGAUCAUUGAGAUACAACCUGAUGCAAGCACUAUUACAUUUUCUUAUAAAAUGAGGAAAACAGAGGGUAAAGCUUAGGUAGUUCACACUCACCCCCACAAACACACACACCCAUACAUACAGAUAACAACAUGCUGUUUGAUUUGAUAUUUCGUUUUACUGCGUAUGCGCAUGUAUGCACCUGUGCAUGUAAGAGGGGUAACAAAUGGGGGGAAGGAAAGCUCCCAAGGAAAGCUAUAGAGUGGCACGUUUGCAAGCUAACAAUAGCUUGGUUAUGAAGACGCGCCCUCCUUGCACGCAAGGGCGGAUAAAAGUCGUCCUCAUAACUCAUAGAAAAUAUUAAAUCUUACCCCCCGAAUUUUAAGGCGCGCGCCGUAAACAAUGGUAUCGAAUAUGUGUUAGAGCAAAUACAAGCAAAAAGGAUCAUAUUUAGUAGCCCUGUUGUGUGCUGUGGAUCGUAGAGGCCGGAUGGUGGUAGACAGCAUCGUCUGUGCGGCACUACUUACAACUUACGCCAGUGCUGCACCACCACCACCACGCACCACGCUCUGGAUGCUAAUAGUAAAUUGCACUAUAAUACACCCAAAAAGGAGUUCAAGGAGGCAAAGAGCUAAGGCAAAAGCGGAAAACAGCAGCAAACAGACACGAUUAUACUAUAUAUGAUAAGAGUUAGGAAUGCGGAAUGGUGGGAUACUGAACGAUGGGAGUGCAUAGUGUGCAACAGCAAUCAGCAGACGAGGAGAGCACGAGAUCGGUACGUGUGUGUGUGUGUGUGUGUGUGUGUGUGUGUGUGUGUGUGUGUGUGUGUGUGUGUGUGUGUGUGUGGUGUGAUUGUGACUGAAAGAAAUAGAAAGAAGCAGCGGUGGGAAGAGGCAGUAAUAGAAGCAAGGAAGUAAGUAGAACGAAACAACAAAUUAUAAUAACCCACACACACACACACACACGCACGCACACGUUGCGCGCAUUAUGAUAUGAUAUGGGAAAUUGUAUUUAUUUUACUCAAACUCUCUCCCCAACUCUCCCAACACCACCACUCUCCGCAAAAUGCAAAGAAAAAACGCGAAAAUAUGUUGUUAAAGAUUUUGAUUUAUUAAUAAAGUGUAGAGUAAUUAUGAUUUCA